CACAUGGGCUGUUUUGUAAAACCAAAUAAUUAGGAAGGGAAAACACAAGUUAGGGCUUUGUUCCUUCAAGUAGAAAGUGAUUUCAAGGAAAAUGGCGAUUUCCGCGGGAAAAUUCAUAUAUUGCAAAGCAUUUGAGCUUCAUUCACGAGUGUUCUUAUACCCCUGGGGGAAGACGAAGAUUAUAGUUCGAUGCUGUUCGAAUUUUCCAGUUAGGUAUACUCCUAAGAAAUCUUCUAGUUUGAAUAAACCUAACGAUCCUACUCCGGUUCCAUCGAAUUCAGAAAAGCUCGAAUUCAAGCAAUUCAUUGAAAAUGAUGAUUUCAAUAAGAAUGUUGACUGGCCGAGGUCAAGGAUACGAUCAAAUUUGGACAAAAAAUCACCGGAUUUUAAGUCGGGUGAUUUAAGAUCAAAAGAAAAGAAAAAUUGUAAUGCGGCUGUGCAGUCGGAGGCGUUGGAAGAUAGUUAUAAAUGGAGAUCUGUGGAAUCAAAUCCUGUGGAAGAAUUUCAUGAAUUUGGUGUAAUGGAAGGUCUUGAGGAUGCUUUAGAUGAAUUUGACUCGCAUAAUGGUGAAUAUGAAAUUAAACGUCUAGCGGUUGAACCGCAUAACGGUGAAUAUGAAGUUAAAAAUCUAGCGGUUGAACCUAGUAAAAGUAAAGAAGAAGCCGAGAAGACAGCGAUUAGAUUGCUUGCAGUAAGAGCAUAUACAGCACUCGAGCUGAAGAAGAAACUUUCUGGAAAGAAAUUCUCCCCUGAAGUUGUCACUGCUGUGAUCUCUGACUUCCAGAACAGGGGUUUGAUAAAUGAUUUGUUGUAUGCUGAAGCGUUUUCUCGAUCAAGAUGGUCUAUAUCAAGUUGGGGUCCACAUAGAAUCAAGCAAGCCCUGGUCAAAAAGGGUGUAAAUGAUGUUGAUGCACAGAAAGCAAUAAAAUUGGUUUUGGAAGACGGUGAACCCGUCGAUGAUGAUCAAGUUUCAAGAUUUGGAUUGUCAAAGUCCUCGUUUGACCAUUUGUUCGCACAAGCUUCAAAGCAAUGGAUUCGUGCUAAGGAUCUCCCCAGUGAAAGACAGAAAUCGAGAAUCGUCGCGUGGCUUCAAUACCGUGGCUUUAAUUGGGGAGUUAUUAACUUUAUCUUGAAAAGGUUACAAUCCGAGCAUCUGCCUUAAGUCUUUUAGAGGUACUCACCUGCUGUUGUGGGCCCUACUGUGUUGACUACACAACACUAGCUUGGAGGAACCCACCUGUUUAGCUAAAUUGAUAAGUUGUAUUUCUGUUAUUAACUAGGAAUUUAAAUGUGAACCUCAAAAAUAUCACAAAUUAUUAUUGUUUAAAAAAUUUAAAUUCACUACCCACAUGGUGAUUGUAGUAGAUCUUCAUGGGUGUCACCCGAUACACA
Molecule: messenger RNA, 1392 nt
Organism: Helianthus annuus (common sunflower)
Lineage: Eukaryota; Viridiplantae; Streptophyta; Magnoliopsida; Asterales; Asteraceae
Exons: 6
Coding region: 92-1162 (356 amino acids)
Biological process (GO): regulation of DNA repair
Source: RefSeq, a predicted model, not a curated record